Molecule: messenger RNA, 2924 nt
Organism: Tachysurus vachellii
Lineage: Eukaryota; Metazoa; Chordata; Actinopteri; Siluriformes; Bagridae
Gene: gspt1
Product: G1 to S phase transition 1
Exons: 14
Coding region: 183-1877 (564 amino acids)
Biological process (GO): translation
Cellular component (GO): translation release factor complex
Molecular function (GO): GTP binding; GTPase activity; translation release factor activity
Source: RefSeq, a predicted model, not a curated record
AACGCACCGUGUCCGCACUGUGGGAGCGGAAGAGCAGCAGGUUCAUGUUGUAAAUCCGCUCACUCUUCUGCACACACACACACACACACACACACACGGUUCUCUGGAGCAGGUAAAGAGAAGGUGAAGGUGUCCGGGUGUAACUGUGUAUCGUGGACAAGCGGCUGUAGUCGGAUCUCGCUAUGGACCAGAGAGACUCUGCGCCUGAGAGCUGGGAGGAGGACGAUGUGGAGGCCCAAGCGGACACCGAACUCCAGUCUGCCUUCAUCGGCCUCAACGUCAACGCACCAGAGUUUGUACCCUCUUUUGUACCCAGAGCGUCCCCACACAGCACCGGGUCCCACGGUCCAGACACGGUUACCAACAUGGAGGUUUCUGAGCCAGUAGCUGCUGUGGAGAAUGGAGAAACAGAUACUGGCACUGCCGAGUCGUGGGAGGAGAAGGGUGAACCAGAUGAGGUGGAGGCAGCAGGUGGAACGAUGGAGGAGAUUGGAUCUGCUAGGGAAGAAGCCCAAGAUGAGAUGAUGAUGGAGGAGGAUGAGGAAAUGCCUGCCCCUAAACUUCCUCCUCCUCUCCCAGAUGCCCCAAAGAAAGAACAUGUUAAUGUUGUAUUCAUUGGACACGUUGAUGCUGGCAAGUCAACAAUCGGUGGCCAGAUCAUGUAUUUAACCGGCAUGGUGGACAAACGGACCCUGGAGAAAUAUGAAAGGGAAGCAAAAGAAAAGAACAGGGAGACAUGGUAUCUCUCAUGGGCAUUAGAUACCAACCAGGAGGAGAGAGACAAGGGGAAAACAGUAGAAGUAGGAAGAGCAUAUUUUGAAACUGAGAAAAAGCACUUUACCAUCCUGGAUGCCCCGGGCCAUAAAAGCUUUGUGCCCAAUAUGAUUGGUGGAGCCUCACAGGCUGACCUGGCAGUGCUGGUUAUCUCUGCCAGAAAGGGCGAGUUUGAGACAGGCUUCGAAAAGGGUGGUCAGACCCGUGAACACGCCAUGUUGGCCAAAACAGCUGGAGUCAAACACCUGAUAGUCCUCAUUAACAAAAUGGACGAUCCUACAGUGAACUGGAGCUUGGAUAGAUAUGAGGAAUGUAAAGAGAAAUUAGUGCCAUUUUUAAAGAAGGUGGGCUUUAAUCCAAAGAAAGACAUCCACUUUAUGCCCUGUUCUGGACUGACAGGAGCCAACUUAAAGGAGCCUUCUGAGAUGUGCCCCUGGUACACGGGUUUACCAUUUAUUCCACAUCUGGACAGCUUGCCAAACUUCAACCGAUCAACUGAUGGUCCCAUCAGAUUGCCUAUUGUAGAUAAGUACAGGGACAUGGGCACUGUGGUUCUUGGCAAACUGGAAUCAGGGACUAUUAGCAAAGCACAACAACUUAUCAUGAUGCCAAAUAGGCACACUGUAGAGGUACUGAGCCUACUGUCCGAUGACGUAGAGACAGAUGACGCAGGACCUGGAGAGAACCUGAAGCUCCGUCUCAAAGGCAUUGAAGAAGAGGAGAUUCUUCCUGGCUUCAUCUUAUGCAAUGCAGAGAAUCUCUGCCACUCAGGGCGUACGUUUGACGCCCAGAUUGUCAUUAUUGAACACAAAUCCAUUAUAUGUCCAGGUUACAAUGCAGUCCUUCAUAUCCAUACUUGCAUAGAAGAAGUUCAGAUAACAGCCUUAAUCUGUUUGGUGGACAAGAAGACAGGAGAGAAGAGCAAGACGCGUCCUCGCUUUGUCAAACAAGACCAAGUGUGCAUUGCCCGUCUCCGAACAGCAGGAACCAUCUGCUUAGAAACGUUUAAAGACUUCCCGCAGAUGGGCCGUUUCACUCUGAGGGACGAAGGUAAAACCAUUGCUAUCGGCAAGGUGCUGAAGUUGGUGCCAGAGAAGGACUGAUUUCACACUGAAGGACUGAUCUGCUCCACUGUGGAUUAGGAGGAAGGAUGCAGCAACAAUACCAACCAGAUUCCUCCAAUCCGCUCCAUUCUCUUAUUGUGGAUAAAACUAAGAGAAACAUUUGAAAAAGGACAAUAACAACAUGACAGUAUGUUUUAAGAAGAACAAUAUUAUAGAAAAAAGCUCAGUGUGACAGCUUUCUCAUAUUGAGAGCUCAGCUAUGCCACUCAUGUAGCCCAAUUUUAAAGCCAACCCAUUUCCACAGGCCCAUAUACAAUGACAAAAUGGAUGCAAUCGUGUUAGAGACUAUUGGCUUUUUAACUGCCCUCGUGUUUGAAGGAUUAAGCCAUUCCUUUGUUAGCUGUCCUUAAGCAAUCUGGAACUGACAGCGGACAUAGAUUUAUUAUGAAAGUGUGAUCAGAAAUCUUCACCAAGGUCAAACUUGUAUCGAUAGUUAGACUUGUAUAAUUGGUUGAGUGUGAAUUUUUUUUUCCCUUCCAUUCACCCCCCCCAAGUCUAACCCCACCAGUACUGCUCUGGGGUCCAUGUAUGUAAUCAGUUUGUAUCAUUGUCUUCUUUUCAGUGUUUUUACAGUUUUACACUGCUUGAGGACAUGAGCACUGGAACAGCUUGGAUCCUUCCAACAUUAUGUUAAGGCUUUGGUUAUGAUUUCUCUUUGCAUAUCUGAUAUCGUUCUGGUCUUCUCCUAGAGCAGAUCUUUUAGUUUAUUCUUUUUGAAAUCAGUAAAGUGACAUGGACUAUGCGCAUGCAUUUCAGGAAAUGACUAGCAAUUUUUGAAGAAAUGCGCAAUUUCAAGCAAAUAUUAUUAUUAAUUGUAGCCUGCUGUAAAUGAAACAGGAUCAGGCUUAUGCACACAAUAACUAGUCAUUGCUUCAUCUAAAAGUAAUCGUAUUCGAAUAAAAAAAAUAAAGGAACUGUGAUGUUACAGUUUCUCACACUACUCAGCAUCUGAUCCAGUUUUACAUACUUCUGUGGCAAUGUCAGCAUUAACUAUCCAACAAAAUAAAAACACAAAUUGAUCAUCUC